UUCGCGCCUUUUCCGGUUAUAAAUCCGGCGGGGGUUUCUGGUUUUGACUUUUGAGCGUACAACCUACACGUGAACAGCGUCAUCCAAUCAGCUGGUAAAUUCUAAGGCCGGCCUGAAUAUUGUCAAGAUUUCUUUGCUUGCUUGAACCGCAGUUUUUCUUUAUUCGUUGCAUUAUCAGUGAAUUGUGAUCAAGAGAGACUAGAGGAAAUAGGUGGUUAAUUUUAACGACCGUUGACAAUCCAGAUUUCUGACCUUCAAUCCUUCAUUUUUAUCCUAUUCUCAAAAUAUAAAUGUCGCCAUUUUGGCCAUGCUAGUUUAUCUGAGAGAGUUCCUAUGAAUUCAUUUGUUGGUUUCUUAGAUUAACUUUGGUGAAACAUGUAAAUGGAUGCCCUAUAUCGAAGAGGACUACGACAAUGUCCCAGAACACUAGCAUAGUAAAUUUCCUUAUCCAUGACGCCAAUGGGCAGCCUCAGAUGGUUAAAGUAGUACAAAAUAUAAAAAAAGAACCCAUUGCUCAGAUUAAAAUCAAACAAAACCCUGUGAAAGUUUAUAAACUGUCAUCAAGCACAGGUAACACUCAGGUUCCAGUGUAUCGCCCCAUCAAAUUAACGGGAAUUAAGUGUGCUUCAAAAUUGGUUCAAGUACCUGUUGAUACUUUGACUCGGCUACAGAAAGCAGCUCCUAAAACUGAGCAAGAGUCUCUUGAUACUUAUAAAUCUCCUGGAAAAAAUCAGAAUCAACUGACAGAAGCUAACACAACACACCCUGUACCAGAAUUAGUGCCAUUUGUAACAAAACAAGAGCCUGUGGAGGAGACCAGUGAGAACAUUGAGGAGAGGAGUCCACCCACAGCCAUGUCACACGCGUCCCGAAGACGACACGAUUCCGAUAAUGAUCCUCCUGCAGAAUAUACUACAAAGCGACGCAAACACGCUGAUAAAGUCGGUAAAGGCCUAAGACAUUUUUCAAUGAAAGUAUGUGAAAAAGUGAGGAAUAAAGGCUUUACAUCUUACAAUGAAGUAGCAGAUGAAUUAGUGCGAGAAUUUGCAGCUGGAAUGCAUGGUUCUGCCGAUAGCCAAAAUAUUCGGAGGAGAGUAUAUGACGCAUUAAAUGUAUUGAUGGCUAUGAACAUUAUAUCAAAAGAGAAAAAGGAAAUCCGGUGGCUUGGACUGCCCACAAACUCAAUGCAAGAAUGUACAGCAUUAGAGAAGGAGAAACAAUUAAAAUUGGAUCAAAUACAGACAAAGACACAACAAUUGCAAGAACUCAUAUUGCAGCAUAUCUCAUUUAAGAGUUUAAUAGAAAGGAAUAAAGAUGCAGAAAACAAAGGCAUAAAGCCUUCACCAUCAUCAGCCAUACAUUUACCAUUUAUAGUUGUAAAUACAAGCGACAAGGCGUUGAUUGACUGUAGCAUCUCUAAUGAUAAGACAGAAUAUAUGUUUAAUUUCAAUAAGCGGUUUCAAAUACAUGAUGAUAUAGACAUAUUGAAAAGGAUGGGUCUACUGUUUGGUUUAGAUAAAGGUGAAUGUACAGAGGAGGAUAUUGAAAAAAUCAAAAGUAUGGUACCAAAGUCAUUAGAGAGUUAUGUUGAACAAAUGGGCAGAGGUGUAAGUAAUAGUGUUUCUGAUAUUCUUGAAGAGGAAGAUCCAGAAGAAGUUGGCGACGAGGAGGACACGCUGCUGGAGGGUGACGCCGAUGCUGAGGAGCAGGAAGCAGAGGCCAACGAGUACAGUACAGAUGGCAGCGACGUGGAUGUUUAGCGAUAUGAUGCCUUGUUCUUUUUGAGACUAUGUAUUUGUACCAUAUUAUAUCAAUUAGUAAUAAACUCUUAAGUUUA
Molecule: messenger RNA, 1837 nt
Organism: Maniola jurtina (meadow brown)
Lineage: Eukaryota; Metazoa; Arthropoda; Insecta; Lepidoptera; Nymphalidae
Gene: Dp
Product: transcription factor Dp-1
Exons: 11
Coding region: 414-1760 (448 amino acids)
Biological process (GO): regulation of cell cycle; regulation of transcription by RNA polymerase II
Cellular component (GO): nucleus; transcription regulator complex
Molecular function (GO): RNA polymerase II transcription regulatory region sequence-specific DNA binding; DNA-binding transcription factor activity, RNA polymerase II-specific
Source: RefSeq, a predicted model, not a curated record